Molecule: messenger RNA, 807 nt
Organism: Helianthus annuus (common sunflower)
Lineage: Eukaryota; Viridiplantae; Streptophyta; Magnoliopsida; Asterales; Asteraceae
Product: 60S ribosomal protein L28-2
Exons: 4
Coding region: 166-618 (150 amino acids)
Biological process (GO): translation
Cellular component (GO): ribosome; cytosolic large ribosomal subunit
Molecular function (GO): structural constituent of ribosome
Source: RefSeq, a predicted model, not a curated record
UCGUGCAUUCAAAAGCCCAAAAGAUAAUCGAACCGGGCCGGUCCAGUGUUAAACUGGGCUAGGGUUUCAACAUAAUAUAAAACCGCACCAGCUCUACUCUUCCCCACUCUCGUAACGAAGAAAGCCGCCGUAGCAAAACCCUAGACGGCUCAAGUAGUAGCAGAAAUGACGACUGUUCCAGGCCAGCUGAUUUGGGAGAUCGUGAAGAAGAACAAUUCGUUUCUUGUUAAGGAGUUCGGUAAUGGAAAUCAGAGCGUUCAGUUCAGCAAGGAGCCGAAUAACCUUUACAAUCUCAACUCCUACAAGCAUUCUGGACUUGCUAACAAGAAGACUGUUACCAUUCAGCCAGCUGGAAAGGAACAAUCUGUUCUGCUAGCAACAACCAAGACCAAGAAACAGGCCAAACCCGCCAGUUUACUUCACAAGUCUAUUCUCAAAAAAGAGUUCUACCGCAUGGCUAAGACUGUGGUCAACCAGGUUGCUGACAACUACUACAGACCGGAUUUGAAGAAAGCAGCUCUUGCAAGACUAAGUGCGGUGAACAGGAGCUUGAAGGUUUCAAAGUCUGGUGUUAAGAAGAAGAACAGACAGGCUUCAAGGAUUUAUGGUAGGAAAUGAAAAGGAAAUGUAUCAGUGUUGGUGAGCUGAAAUCUAUUUUUCAUGAAUUUUUGUCUAGACUCUUUAAAUCAACUUCAUGUUUGUCUUUGUGUUUCAAUGUUGAAAGUCAAAGAUGGUUGUUUUAUUGUUUCAGUAUUUGCAGAAUAUUAGAUUUUGGUUUGGUGCUUCUUACAAAUGAGUUUUUGAUUA